This is a messenger RNA of Phyllostomus hastatus (greater spear-nosed bat), 7686 nucleotides long. RefSeq names its product slit guidance ligand 1 (gene SLIT1). The transcript has 37 exons. NCBI's taxonomy places the organism in Eukaryota, Metazoa, Chordata, Mammalia, Chiroptera, Phyllostomidae. The record is from RefSeq and is a predicted model, not a curated record. Gene Ontology annotation, molecular function: calcium ion binding; Roundabout binding; heparin binding. Bases 317 to 4921 code for a protein of 1534 amino acids. Gene Ontology annotation, biological process: axon guidance; negative chemotaxis.
ACUGUGUGACUGUGUGUAUGUGUGCGCGCGCGGGGUGCGUGAGCGCGCGGGCCUGCCCAUUUUCCUCCUCUCAGCAGUCGUCUGUUGGGAGCUGGAGGGAGGGAAGGAGACGCAGCAAGCGAGAAACCGGAGAGGAGCCGAGAGCCCUCUGCACAGGCGCCGUUGCUUGGAGGAGCAAGGUGCCUCCCAGCCCGCAAGGGCGCAGCGCACUAGCCAGCGGUCUCUUCGGUGGCUUUGCCCCGGGACUGCACCUGGAGGCCACCCCGAACUGGGAUGGUCAGCGUCUGGCGCGCUGGAGGGACAUUGUAAAGGCACCAUGGCGCUGAUGCCCUGGAGGGGGUCCUCAGUAGGGCUCCUCCGGCCGGAGCUCUGGCUGCUGCUGUGGGCAGCCGCGUGGCGCCUGGGUGCCACAGCGUGCCCUGCCCUCUGCACCUGCACCGGUACCACAGUGGAUUGCCACGGCACGGGGCUGCAGGCCAUUCCCAAGAACAUCCCACGGAACACGGAGCGCCUGGAGCUCAACGGCAACAACAUCACUCGGAUCCAUAAGAAUGACUUUGCAGGGCUCAAGCAGCUGCGAGUGCUGCAGCUGAUGGAGAACCAGAUUGGAGUGGUCGAACGGGGGGCUUUCGACGACAUGAAGGAGCUGGAGCGGCUGCGACUGAACCGGAACCAGCUGCACGCACUCCCAGAACUGCUGUUCCAGAACACCCAGGCGCUGUCGAGGCUGGACCUGAGUGAGAACGCCAUCCAGGCUAUCCCCAGGAAGGCUUUUCGUGGAGCUACGGACCUCAAAAACUUACAGCUGGACAAGAACCAGAUCAGCUGCAUCGAGGAAGGGGCCUUCCGGGCCCUUCGCGGGCUGGAGGUGCUGACGCUGAACAACAACAACAUCACCACCAUCCCCGUGUCCAGCUUCAACCACAUGCCCAAGCUGCGCACCUUCCGCCUGCACUCCAACCACCUGCUCUGCGACUGCCACCUGGCCUGGCUCUCGCAGUGGCUGAGGCAGCGGCCAACCAUCGGGCUGUUCACCCAGUGCUCGGGCCCCACCAGCCUGCGCGGCCUCAACGUGGCCGAGGUCCAGAAGAGCGAGUUCAGCUGCGCAGGCCAGGGCGAGGCAGGGCACGCGCCCUCCUGCAACCUCUCCUCCGGCUCCUGCCCGGCCAUGUGCACCUGCAGCAACGGCAUUGUGGACUGUCGUGGCAAAGGCCUCACUGCCAUCCCCGCCAACCUGCCCGAGACCAUGACAGAGAUCCGCCUAGAGCUCAAUGGAAUCAAGUCCAUCCCCCCGGGAGCCUUCUCUCCCUACAGAAAACUGCGGCGGAUAGACCUGAGCAACAACCAGAUCGCCGAGAUCGCUCCUGAUGCCUUCCAGGGCCUCCGCUCCCUGAACUCGCUGGUCCUCUAUGGGAACAAGAUCACAGAUCUCCCCCGGGGUGUGUUCGGAGGCCUGUACACCCUACAACUCCUGCUCUUGAACGCCAACAAGAUCAACUGUAUCCGGCCCGAUGCCUUCCAGGACCUGCAGAACCUCUCCCUUCUCUCCCUGUACGACAACAAGAUCCAGAGCCUCGCCAAGGGCACCUUUACCUCCCUGCGGGCCAUCCAGACCCUGCACCUGGCCCAGAACCCUUUCAUCUGUGACUGUAACCUCAAGUGGUUGGCGGACUUCCUGCGCACCAACCCCAUCGAGACGAGCGGAGCCCGCUGCGCCAGCCCCGGGCGCCUCGCCAACAAGCGCAUCGGGCAGAUCAAGAGCAAGAAGUUCCGGUGCUCAGCCAAGGAACAGUACUUCAUUCCAGGCACAGAGGAUUACCAGCUGAACAGCGAGUGCAACAGUGACGUGGUCUGUCCCCACAAGUGCCGCUGCGAGGCCAGCGUGGUGGAGUGCUCCAGCCUGAAGCUCACCAAGAUCCCUGAGCGCAUCCCCCAGUCCACGGCUGACCUACGGUUAAACAACAAUGAGAUUUCCAUCCUGGAGGCCACUGGCAUGUUUAAAAAACUCACGCAUCUGAAGAAAAUCAAUCUGAGCAACAACAAGGUGUCAGAAAUCGAAGACGGGGCCUUUGAGGGCGCUGCCUCUGUGAGCGAGCUGCACCUGACCGCCAACCAGCUGGAGUCCAUCCGGAGUGGCAUGUUCCGAGGCCUGGACGGCUUGAGGACCCUGAUGCUGAGGAACAAUCGUAUCAGCUGCAUCCACAACGACAGCUUCACGGGCCUGCGCAACGUCCGCCUCCUCUCGCUGUACGACAACCAGAUCACUACUAUCUCCCCGGGAGCCUUCGACACCCUGCAGGCCCUCUCCACCCUAAACCUUCUGGCCAAUCCUUUCAACUGCAACUGCCAGCUGGCCUGGCUGGGCGACUGGCUGCGGAAGAGGAAGAUCGUGACAGGGAACCCGCGGUGCCAGAACCCAGACUUCUUGCGGCAGAUCCCCCUGCAGGACGUGGCCUUCCCUGACUUCCGGUGUGAGGAAGGCCAGGAGGAGGGGGGCUGCCUGCCUCGCCCCCAGUGCCCCCAGGAAUGCGCCUGCCUGGACACAGUGGUCCGAUGCAGCAACAAACACCUGCAGGCCCUGCCCAAGGGCCUCCCCAAGAAUGUCACAGAGCUCUACUUGGACGGGAACCAGUUCACACUGGUUCCGGGGCAGCUGUCCACCUACAAGUACCUGCAGCUUGUGGACCUAAGUAACAACAAGAUCAGUUCCUUAAGCAAUUCCUCCUUCACCAACAUGAGCCAGCUGACCACUCUGAUCCUCAGCUACAACUCCCUCCAGUGCAUCCCUCCGCUGGCCUUCCAGGGACUGCGCUCCCUGCGCCUGCUGUCCCUGCACGGCAACGACAUCUCCACCCUCCCAGAGGGCAUCUUCGCAGACGUGACCUCCCUGUCUCACCUGGCCAUUGGUGCCAAUCCCCUGCACUGUGACUGCCAUCUCCGCUGGCUGUCCAGCUGGGUGAAGACCGGCUACAAGGAGCCAGGCAUUGCCCGCUGCGCUGGGCCCCCAGACAUGGAGGGCAAGCUGCUCCUCACCACGCCUGCCAAGAAGUUUGAAUGCCAAGGCGCCCCCACUCUGGCUGUCCAGGCCAAGUGUGAUCCCUGCUUGUCCAGCCCGUGCCGGAACCAGGGCAGCUGCCACAAUGAUCCCCUUGAAACAUACAGGUGUACCUGCCCUGGUGGCUACAAGGGCCGAGACUGCGAGGUGUCCCUGGACAGCUGUGCCAGUGGCCCCUGUGAAAACGGCGGGACCUGCCAUGCCCGGGAGGGCGAGGGUGCUGGCUUCACGUGCUCCUGUCCGGCUGGCUUUGAAGGACUGACCUGCGGGGUGAACACCGACGACUGUGUGGAGCACACGUGUGCCAAUGGGGGCAUCUGUGUGGACGGCGUGGGCAACUACACGUGCCGGUGCCCUCUGCAGUACUCGGGAAGGGCCUGUGAGCAGCUAGUAGACUUCUGUUCCCCGGAUCUGAACCCGUGUCAGCACAAGGCCCAGUGCGUGGGCACCCCGGAUGGGCCCAGGUGUGAGUGCCCACCAGGCUACGCAGGCGACAACUGCAGUGAGAACCUGGAUGACUGCGGGGCUCACCGCUGCCAGAACGGGGCCCAGUGUGUCGACGAAGUGAACGGCCACUCCUGCCUCUGUGCGGAGGGCUACAGUGGGAAGCUCUGUGAGGUGCCUCCCCGGCCACCUGCCCCCAGGGGCCCCUGCGAGGGGAUGGAGUGCCAGAAUGGGGCCAGCUGCGUGGACCAGGGCAGCCGUGCUGUGUGCCAGUGCCUCCCGGGCUUUGGCGGCCCCGAGUGUGAGAAGCUGCUCAGUGUCAACUUCGUGGAUCGGGACACUUACCUGCAGUUCACUGACCUGCAGAACUGGCCUCGGGCCAACAUCACACUCCAGGUCUCCACGGCAGAGGACAACGGGAUCCUGCUGUACAACGGGGACAAUGACCACAUCGCAGUGGAGCUGUAUCAGGGCCAUGUCCGUGUCAGCUACGACCCUGGCAGCUACCCCAGCUCUGCCAUCUACAGUGCCGAGACGAUCAAUGACGGGCAGUUCCACACUGUUGAGUUGGUCACCUUUGACCAGAUGGUGAAUCUCUCCAUUGAUGGCGGGAGUCCCAUGACCAUGGACAACUUCGGCAAACACUACACACUGAACAGUGAGGCCCCGCUUUACGUGGGAGGGAUGCCGGUGGACGUGAACUCAGCCGCCUUCCGCCUGUGGCAGAUACUCAAUGGCAGCAGCUUCCACGGGUGCAUCCGAAACCUGUACAUCAACAACGAGCUGCAGGACUUCACCAAGACGCGGAUGAAGCCGGGCGUGGUGCCCGGCUGCGAGCCCUGCCGGAAGCUCUACUGCCUGCACGGCAUCUGCCAGCCCGACGCCAGCCCAGGGCCUGUGUGCCACUGCGAGGCCGGCUGGGGGGGCCUGCACUGCGACCAGCCGGCUGACGGCCCCUGUCACGGCCACAAGUGUGUCCACGGGAAGUGCGUGCCCCUGGAUGCUCUUUCCUACAGCUGCCAGUGCCAGGACGGGUACUCGGGGGCCCUGUGCAACCAGGCCAGGGCGCCCGCAGACCCGUGUGGGGGCUUGCGGUGCCUGCACGGCCACUGCCAGGCCUUGGCCACCAAGGGGGCACACUGCGUGUGUGACCCUGGCUUUUCGGGCGAGCUUUGUGAGCAAGGGUCCGAGUGCCGGGGGGACCCUGUCCGGGACUUUCACCAGGUCCAGAGGGGCUAUGCCAUCUGCCAGACCACGCGCCCGCUGUCGUGGGUGGAGUGCCGGGGCUCGUGCCCGGGCCUGGGCUGCUGCCGGGGCCUGCGGCCGAAGCGGAGGAAGUUCACCUUUGAGUGCAGCGAUGGGACCUCCUUUGCUGAGGAGGUGGAGAAGCCCACCAAGUGUGGCUGUGCCCUCUGUGCAUAGCGUCCAGUGCCGACGGGGAGGGGGAGGGCCGGCAAGAAGCAUGGCCACCAGGAGACCCAGGCCAUGACCAAGGUGGCUCCUGGGUGGCUGGACCCUCCUGGGUGGGCUGGGGCCCACUUCUCAGGGGCCAGGCAGCUUUUCUCCAGCCGACCUCAAGCAGCCGGGGGCUGAGUGGGUGGGCGAGGCGCGGCUGCAGACCGCCCUCUCCAGAAGUGCCUUGCACAGAUAGGCGCUCAAUAGAUUUUUGUUAAAUGAACGUGUGCAUGCGGUCAGGCCAAGAAGUGCAGAACAGUGACGCUCCCUCCUUGUCUGCUACCUGGGUCUGAGGAAGGGACUGGCUUCUCCCCAAACCAGCCUUUCCCUUGAGUGUGCGGCCCACACUGGCCCCAGAAUCCCUUAACCCCUGCAGAUAACCUCGAAGGACUCUCAGCCUCCCACCCUGGCUCUGCGCCUUCUGCUACACAGAUUCUGCGGGCAGCAGGCCAGGGUGUGGAGGGGAAGGGCCCCUCCUGCUGGCCAGAGAGGGACUGACCCUUACCCCUGGACUGAUUGGCAGGCAGAGCACCCUCAGGACCGAGGCUGGAGGUGGAGGUGGGUCUUAGGACCAAACCUCUGAACCCUGAAGUUCUGAGAUGACCACUGUAGCUACAAGGAGGGGACUCACAUGGAGGAAAGGGUUACUGGGACUUCUUAGAACGGAGGACCCACUCCGCCAGAAAGGACAGGGGGUUCUUGGUUUCAGCAGUAUCAACAUCACCACUUCCAGACACUAGCCAGCAAAGGGGCAUUGCUCCUGAGCUUCCCCAGCCAUCAGCCUGCUGCUGCUGAGCUGACGGCACUGGGACAGGGUGUAGGGGGCUUGGGCCAGGCAGCUCGGCCACGCGGGGCCUGCCCCCAAGGAGAUGGGGUUCAGAGCCCCUCAUGCUGCAGACCAGCAGGGAACUGUGGUCCGGGCAUCAGGAAACCUCCGCGGGCUCUGUUGCUCUGCAGAGUUCUUCCCUGUGGACCUCAGUCUCCUCAGCUCGCACACGGGGAGGCGGGACAACUAGAGCAAUGGAGACCCUCCCACUGUGGUCCCAGGAGGGCGGCCGCAGGAGUUAGAAAUCCAUCUUCAUUAAUCACAUCAACGAGUAUUCAUGUGCCUGACCGGGGCUGGGUACUGUGGGUGUUCUGCCCUCGUGGACACAUGCCAACCAAUCACAGUGCAUCACAGGGUGACCAGGGUGCCCUGGGAAGAGAGCCGGGCCAGACGAGGGCUCCAACCACAGGCACAGCCACGGCCUCGGCUGGAGCGGCGCCCCACAGGCUGUUUGCAAGGAAGGACUUGGUGUUUGAAGCGUCACUGAAUACCAGACAGUGACUACAGAUACUUCAAUCCCGUGCAGAAUGAAAAUGUAGAAAAAUUACCUUUGAGCCUAAAUAGCGAGUUGGCUGGAAGACAGGUCACACCCUCCUGUCUCAGGUGUCUCCCCAGUGUAUUCCUGGGGAGUGCUGGCGGGCCAGGGUGGUGAGCCCACCUUUUCCAGGCUCCUUCCACCUGCAGCCAUAAGGCAGGGUAGGGGGAGUGAACGGGUGGGGUUGGGGUGGUGUGUGCUUGUGUCUUCAGCCACCGUGGCAGCGGUGGCGGCGGUGGUGGUGAGGGCCUUGCUGCUGAGUAGUAGAGGGCAGUGUGACUGUGGGUGCCUGGCAUGUUCCAUGACCUUGGUCUCAGGCCGGAGGGUGUGAGUCCUGGGACCCCUGUAAUGGAAAGAGGACCCUGUCCUGCCCAGUUGGGGAGGAUCUGUCCCUCACCAGGCACUGGGCUCUAUUUCCUUGUAGCCCUGAGCAAGGCCACAGUGCCCCUGCCCCCUGUGGCCAGCAGUGUGGGCCUCACUGCAGAGCAUCCCUCUUACCUAGAGUUCCUGAGCCCCUGAGGGACUCGGAGAACAGCCAGUACCAGGCUGCACAGGCAGGAAAGCUGAAGUGCAGCUAGUUUGUCCCUUGGAACAGGGGUGUUCUUGAAUCCACCAAUCCUGAGGAAUGUACCCUCCCCUGGCCACCGCCACCUCCUGCUGCCUUGGAGAAGCAGUUUCCUGGGCUCGAGGGGACCCUGGCAGGCAGGGGCUUCUUUGCAGAAAGCAGGACACCUGCAGACAGGUGAUGGCUGCCAGGAUCCAUGCAGCCCCAGUGCGACAGGCUGGGGAGGGCAGGCGGGGGGGGGGGCACCCCGUGGGCUCGCUGCUGGCCCUGCUGGCCCCUCCAUAAUGCCCCGUGCCCCAGCCCAGUGCCACACUCACCCCUGGUGGAGCCGCAAGAUCGGGAGCCAGCAUGAGGGUGAGGGCAGCAAGGGGCUGAGAGAGCCUUGCGCCCUAGGACCAAGUUUUCCUCAAGUUAGCCACCCACCUGCAAGUUAAGGGCCCGGAUCCCACUCAUCUGGCCAUUCACACUGGGGCCCUCUGAGUCCCGGAAGGCUACCAUGAUGUCAUCUGUCUGAGAAGUCAUCUCCACACCUUGCCAUCCCCUUGGUGAAGACCUUUAGUUCCCUUUGACGUCGCCAUGGGCUGUUUCCAUUCAACACACACUGAAGAGACUAAAGCAGGCGAGUCCCAAGGACGCUGCUGCUCUGGCGGCUCCGCGGAGGACAGCGGCCCGGGCCCCCCGCGGAGGGGUCUGGAGGUGGAACAUGCCAGAUGGACUCGUCUCCUCCCCGCCUGCUGUUAGCCUAACCACGAAAGUAUCUCUUUAUACAGAAUACUUAACAGAUUCUAAUAUAUAUUUGUAUUUCA